CUCCCCCUCUCUCAAAACCCCCCGAUCACCGUCUAUAAAUAAUCCCAUAAAAACCCCAAUUACCCACAGUGACCUGAAUCUCCCAUAAUUCAAUUAAAAAACUCAUUCUAAUCGUUAUGAUAAUCAACCGAGUGUAAUCCAUUCAAUUCCUAUUGUGUCACUCACACGUCGAUUGUGCAUUAACUGCUCCAAUUUUAGCGCAGUGUGCGUUUACCCGAACGAUCAAUAUGUAGGUCGAGGUGACCGUAGACACAGUAAACCGUAGGCCAGUAAAAAGCGACAACGUCACAGAGAAAAAAAAAAUCUGCAAAAUGAAAAGAAAUAAAAAAACUCCUCCUCUCCCCCUCCCUUCAACGGAGACGAGUUGCAUAGGUGGACAUCGAAUGCAUUAGCAACGCGGUACCGAUGACCCUGUCUCCGAGAUCCCUUUUUUCUCCCCGCGCAUAUCCUCAGACAGCAGAUACAUAUAUGUAUAUUAAUACAACAGUGACUUGAGUAGCGGAUCGUAUUGUCGACGGUUUUAUAUAGGCGCGUGUGCUCGUCAGCCUUCGGGCUCUUAUCAUGACGAUUACGCAACGGUUUAGUGCGACCGAGUCGUGUCUCGCGUACGUAAGUCGUUCGUAGUCUAUCCGAUAGUGUAGCACGAUCGAGAAAAAUCGAAAAUACCGAUGAUAAAAGCACCGAAAAAUAUUCUGCAAUUGAACUGAAAAUAAAUUUUUUUUUUUAGUUUCAUUUGAAUCGAGGAAAAAAAUUUCGAACAAAACGCGAACAAUCGUCGGUGGAUGGCGCAAGUUGAAUUGUAUAUCCCAGGGUUGUUGAGAGCAACGGGGCGCGUGCGUGAUACCCAGUGGAUGAUACUGUUGGGGUUAUAACUACGGCGACGGCGCACGAAAUAUCUACCAGCGGGAGUAAGCAACGGUACAGGACGAGAAAUCCAUCAGAAGCGGGGGGUUACGUUAACAGAAGGGAACUAACGGAGGACAAGUUGUGCGCACCGGUCUACGUGGAGACAUACACAGGCCGGUACGGGGCCAGCACAUACAAGUGUUCAAAAAAAUAUUCACCAGCAAAAAACGCACGACAAUUAGGAUAAUACAGUCCGCAUUGGCCCCACGUUUUUAUAUUAAUUAUUGAAGUCGUGAAGAAAUGUUCGAUUAUCGAGCGAUUUCACCAGUUCUGUGCACGUCAGUCUAGUUUUUUUUCCUACCCCAUCAUCCCCCGGAGGGUUGAAUUGUCCAGUGGAAAUUCGUGGAAAUAUCAUUGACUCGAGGCCGAGGGUUUUUUUUUUUUCAUCACUGAAAAAUCGCGAAUCAUUUGCACGGAAAAAAAAAAAUCAAACGUGUUGUGCACUGUGGGGAGGGGCCUAUCGCAUUGCGAUACGUGGUGCUUACUAAACAUUCGACUGAAGGUGUAAUACGGUAUGAAUUAUUGCCGCUCGAGUUGAGUGAAAAAAAAUAGGGGUGAAUUAUUAUUAUUUUUUUUUUCGUACCCAUCAAGGAGUUUGGCCGUGAUUUGGGCAGACGGAAGUGACAGAGUUGUCGGGUAUUACGUAGCACUCGUGGGCAUUUAAUUCGCGAUUCUCUCGGUCAAUUGUGUAUUACAUAAAUGUGCAACGUGUAGGCAGACGAGUAAAAAUUGUGGAAUAAAAAAGUCAUGGACUUGGUGCUUGAAUUGUGAGUUAAUAAUUUUUAUUCAUCGUUUGUUCGCGUGUGUGAGGCCAGUGUAGCGGCGUUUAAGACGCGAGUGACGCAGGAUUAAUACGUUUUGAGGAUAUUGUGCACUGGUGGGGUGUCAUCGUAAUACUCCUCGGUGUUAAGCAAUUGAUCCUACGGUUUGGGUCAGUCGUAGCACGGUUUUGUUUUGGGGGGUGGGGGGUGGGGGUGGAGAAGAUCGAAGGGUUGUUUUUAAAAAGUUGAAAAUUGGUGGAUUAUCAGUCGAUGAUUUAAUUUUAAUUUUUAAUAAAAUGUCAGUGAACUGCUCGGUCGUUCUCUGGCGAGUGUUCACAUCGUCAGGUGUCAAUAUUUUCAUGUGAAUAAUCACCAGUUAAUGGACAAAUGUUUUUUCCACACAUGGAGAAAGUCUGUGAACUACAGACAACUGAAAUAAACAGGAUAAAAAUACAUAAUUAUUGAAAAAACUAUAGAGUAGAAAAGACAGAGUUGUCUUCCGUGUUUUCGUGUCUUGAUGAAAGUGAGGAUCGAUAGGGCGCUCGCGUGUUCUGCUUGUGGACAUUGACGACGUUAAGGUCGACAGUGAGGACUGAGUGGUACAUCCACAGUUUAUCACUCCUUUCCCCCCUCUCUCUCUCUCUCUUUCUCUCCUCCCCCUCGCCCCUGAAUCAUAAAUAAAUCCAUCAAAGGGUGAAAUCCACCAGCGAGGCCAUCGAAUAUCUGUAGUACAGGGCAUCAAGUGCUGGUAUAUGGGUGACUUUGUUGGUAGUUUAUUCACGACGAGUGGAUUGACAGGAUCCAGUGUGUCAUCUACAUCAAGUGCAUCACUGUUGAACAAUCAGAUUGUAGCUAUGCAGGACGAUUUGUUGAUUGAAAAGCAGAAUACUGCUAAACCAGCGCCACUGUCACCAGGUGGAUUGGAUUCAGUGGUGACGUCGGGUCAGGAUAAAUCUAAGGAUACUGAGGCUGAGAGUAUUGCAAUAGCAAUAUCAACACCAUCGUCAAUGGAUAAAGAUUUAACAACGUGUGGUACAACGCCGAGUCUUCAGGGAUUCACUGAUCCUGUUCGUGUGCCAUCACUAUGGGCAGCUGUACCAGAGGACAGUGGACUUCAUGCGCUGCCUGUCAAUGGUUCAAUAGCGACAUUUCAAAAUUUUCCCACUGGUGGACCAGCUGGAUUGUUUGCUGGCUCUGGUGCUAGACGUGCUAUCACUGCCAGCCAUAAUUUUCAACAUGGUGGUAGUACAGCUGGUGGUGUGAGACAUGGGAUUCAGGUUGGACAGCAGAAUGUGUCGCAGCAACAACAGGGACCGAAUCAGCAGGGACAACAGCAACCGGGCACACAUCCUGGUGUUUAUCUUCAGGGAAAGGGUUAUGCUGCGUGGUCUGGUGGUCCACAGGGACCACAGCAGUGGGGCAGUGGUCCUCAGACUGCUGCUAGUCCAGCAUUGUCACCGUGGAGCCGGGGAAGAUCUGUACCGAAUUUACCACCCCUGCAUUCGUCACUUCAUGCAGCUGCGGUUGCUGCUGCUGCUGGGUUGCAGGGGAGAAAACCGAGUCCAACGUUUCCAGGACAUCCGGGACAGAAUCCACCUCAUCCGUCUAAUAUCAGUCCCAUCAAAUUUCGACGCAGCACUUCUUAUCCGGGAAAGGGAAAUCUUUAUCCACCGCAGCCUACACCGACUUUUGAAGUUACCGCCGCUGAAGAACGGGAUUUACUACAGCUGUCGCCUUAUCAGCAGGAAAGGAUGACGGCCAACGGAAAUUCAUCGCUCGAUAAUAUGCGAACUCUGGAUCAUUACUUGAACGACAUAAUGCGAGCAGGAGCAGCUGACACACCGGAGCAUCUGAAGGGAUUUAUAAACUCGAAUGUCAGCACACUACAGUCACUCGCGCAGUUGCAUGGCAAAUCACCGUUCUUCCCGGGUCUCGAGGAGCAAGGUGGAACCCUUCUGGAGGAUCCAAAUGCACCGGGUCAACUCGACGGUGUCAAUGUUGGUGUGGGAGUGGGUGUGGGUGUGAGCGGUGGUAUGAAUGCACCGCAGAAUGCGCCCUUAUCAUCACCGAGCCGCAGCAGCCCUCACAGCCAGGGCAGCGAGACCGGUGAACGCUACUCGCGGAAGGUCUUUGUUGGAGGUCUACCGCCGGACAUCGACGAAGACGAAAUCACAGCUAGUUUCCGGCGAUUUGGGCAGCUGGUGGUUGACUGGCCACACAAGGCCGAGAGCAAAUCGUACUUUCCACCUAAGGGAUACGCCUUUUUACUAUUCCAGGAUGAAAGUUCAGUGCAACAGUUGAUUGACGCGUGUAUUCAGGAUGAGGACAAGCUCUACCUGUGUGUGAGUUCACCAACAAUCAAGGACAAACCAGUGCAGAUACGUCCUUGGCGUUUGAGCGACGCUGACUUUGUUCUUGAUGCAUCAAUGACACUCGAUCCACGAAAAACAGUGUUUGUCGGUGGUGUACCACGGCCAUUAAAAGCUGUCGAACUUGCCAUGAUAAUGGAUCGGCUUUAUGGUGGUGUUUGCUACGCUGGAAUUGAUACCGAUCCAGAGCUCAAGUAUCCCAAAGGGGCUGGACGCGUUGCUUUCAGCAAUCAACAGAGUUACAUCAGUGCCAUUUCGGCGAGAUUUGUACAGUUGCAACAUGGCGAUAUUGACAAAAGGGUCGAGGUGAAGCCCUACGUUCUUGACGAUCAAAUGUGUGACGAGUGUCAGGGACAACGUUGUGGUGGCAAAUUCGCCCCCUUCUUCUGUGCAAAUGUAACCUGCCUUCAGUACUACUGUGAACACUGCUGGGCAACCAUUCACUCCCGACCUGGUCGAGAAUUCCACAAGCCCCUGGUCAAAGAAGGCGCAGAUAGACCCCGAGCCGUACCAUUUCGCUGGUGUUAACCCCAACUGCAUCGCACCUAAUGAUCGUCACGGCCCUUAGCUAAUUAACUGUCAACCCAGCCUCUACUACCCCGAGUCCCUCUCCCCCAAUACCGUUUAACUAUCACUAUCUAUACCGUCUACUCGUCACUAUUUACUACUGAAUUUUAUCGCUAAUCUAAUUCUUGCUCUACACCUUUAUUACUCUCUAAAUUAACCGACGAAAAGAUGCGAAGAAAAAAAAAAUAACUGGAUUAUUACGACUCGAUGAGGCUUUCUCGGAUGUUCGAGAAGCCGGGGGAUUGUCAAAUGACAUGAAUUUGAGAAACGUAAGUGAAAUGAUAAUUGACGGCCCAUCGAUGACGAUCAUUAACCUUUGAGUCUCAUCGAUUGUCACCAGGAGGCGAGUGACAAGUUGCGAAAAAGGAAGCGAUGAAAAAAAAUAUAUAUUGUGAGACAGUGAAACACUUUCCUCACCCUCUUCCACUGAUUUAGAGAGGCUGGAAUGCACUGACUAAUUCUUACAUCCUCGGGGGGGUCAUUGAGACGCUGAACACGACAGAAUUAUCGGAGUGAAUAAUUGAUGACAUUUUUCUUUUCAAUCUAUGAUGAUACAAGGGACGAAGCAAGUGCGUACUAAAUGAUGUCACGUUUCAUCGCCUGUGUACUAGCGAGAUAUAUGAAAAUUCUCUGUAUCGCAAGUCUCUAGAUAUUUAAGAAAAAAAAUUUUGAACUAAGGUGAUGAUUAUUCAAAUAGGGAAUGAAUUUGCGGUGUGAAAUUUUUUUUUAAGCGCAUAAUCUCCUUGUUUCAGGGAGUGCGUUGUGGAUUGGCAGUGAAGUGAGACGAUAAUGACGAGAUAAGUGUUUUGAAGGUGGGAAUGAUGUUGAAGAGUUUAAUUUUUUUAUUAUUUUUUGUUUCUUUAUUAUUUUAUUUGUUUUUAUUUUUUUUUUUUUUCAAUUUAAUAUAUUUUUGAGCUCAGAAGAAGCUCGAUACUCGACGGCUCACAGGGAGGGUAGUUCACGAAUCUCUCGUGUUUAAUUGAUAAAUCGUGAUGACGAAAGAUUUUUUUUUUCUAAUUAGCGUCAAUUUCAGUUGAUAAAUAAGUAACGAGAAUUCGUUUUUAUACCUUUCGUCGAAUUUGAGUUUCUUCCCAGUAUUCAAUUGACUUUUAUUUUUUAUUCAUUGAUUUAUCGAUUGAAUGGUGUGUGUAGAUUUUUCAUGAACCGAGUGAUUCAUUAGAAGAAAAAAAAACGCAACUCUUGAUAUAAAGACUAGUCUGUUCCAAUGUUUAAUGUUCAUUUAUCAAUUGAGGCUUGAAAUCAAGUCUAAAUACUGAACAAUGUCUUUAUAAAAAUAGAUUUGCAUAUUUACCCGAAACCCCCUCCACCCAUCAAACCCCCUCUCCAAUUUGUAAAUAGCUAGUUGAACUAUUUACCGGAUAAAAAAAACAAGGGCCCUCCCAUUAUCCCCUCUCAACGCCCUCUUAAUGUACCUAACUAACGCGCAGUAGCAGCGGUCAAGAAAAAUAAGCACACUUAAACGAAAAAAAAAUGGGAAAAAAAUUAAGUAAUAAAAUUACCAAAAAAAACCCACACUUUUUCUUCUCGGUGUAUAUAAUCAAACAAAUGCAAUCGCGUAGUUCAAAUUGAAAAGAGAAAUGGUACGGUUUAAUACAUUUUCACACGACACGGACAGUCUACGAAAAUUUAACGAAAAACAAGGUGCAAUUUAUUGGCAAUUUUACGCGUACAUUACGUGCGUUACAAUGGACAUUAGACGAGUACAAUUGUGAUGGUGGAGGAGAAAGUAUUGGUGGAAUUAUGGACAAUGAUAAAAUUUUUCAUUGUGAAUAAACAUUUUUCUUUCUAGUUAUGGUGCAGUGGUAAAGUGGAUUUCUCGUAAUUUUUUCAUGUGAGAAUAGAAAAUUCCCUGAUUUGUUGGAUUAAAUUUCUUGGAUUUUUUCGACUAAAUUAUCAGAAAGUCAAUUAGAUAAUUCAUGGAGUCGAGAAUUCUUUCAGGAGAUAAUACCAUUGUAAAGUUAAUUGUUUUAAUUUUGAAAUAAAAAAUUUCCUUGAUAUUGUUUCAUGAAUUCUCUUAUCAUGAAGUCAAUUAGACAAUUAAUUAAUUAGGUGAUGAAUUAAAAAAUAAAUGACUAGUGAAUAUUUGCAUUUUACCACUCCACUACCAAAGUAUUCAUUCCACAUUUCUAUUACAUCACACAUUUUCUAAUAUCCACCGAAACAAAUACACAGAGAACGGUAACACGUAGUAAAUUGCGCAAUUUAAUUAUCACAAAUAAGCAAUUAAACACAAUUUAAUGAAAAUAAAAAGAUUAGAGUGAAGAUGAAAAGCAAAAAAGGUAAAAAAAAACAAAGUAAUCUCCACAUAUAUAUACACAUAUAUAUAUUUAUUUUUUUGGUCUCCUUUUUGUAUAUAAUGCUCGCCGCCGUAGGAAAUGGCUGGCAUAAUUACAUAGGAAGGAAAAAUGGGGAUAAUUAAAUCGCAGUUUUCGAUGUCACGCGAGAAAAUUCAAACGCGAGAUUUUCGAUGAAAACAAAUUUAACAAAGCACAUGUAACGUCACCCUUGAACUCUCCUCCCGCGUGAUUGAGCCGAAUUGAGUGUCACUCAGUUCGAUGGAAAUAAAAAUGUUAUAUAGGCAAAUUUUCGGUACAGUAGAUAAAGUAAUAAACUCAAUUAAACGGAAAAUAUAUAUUAAAUAGGUGAAUAAAUGAGGGAUGUGUUGACGUUCUCGGGGAUUCUGUUCACAAAUUUUUUUUUAAUUCAAUGGAUUUGAUUUCUGAAACAUUUUUCUGAUGGAAGGGACGAACAAAUAAUUUUUUUUGAGUAAAUAGAGAAUAAUUUUAAAAAUAAAACAUAAAUAUUGAGUUACAGGUUUAAUAAUUUAACUGCGUAAUUCAUUUAAUAUUUUUUAACGUUUCUAAAUUCAAGAGUCUCCCCCCUGAACGUUGAAAUACAACCUCAAUAAAAAACAUUUGGGACAACGUGUCGUCAGACCUAGUUAGUGCAAUUUCAAACGCAAAUGUGAAUUUUUUAGAUAAAAAUGAAUAUUGAAUAAUGCGGGUAACAAUAAACUACCCUAACAUCAAUAGGACCUUUGGAGAAAAAGCCGUUCGCGGAUGGAAAAAUUUAUAAAUAUAUAUAUUGUAUAUGUAAUAUAAAUAUAAAUCAAUUCAUACAAUUUUUAGAUAUAAAGUCAUAGUUUGCGCAUAACGAGAACUUUUUUGUCCAUAAAGAUAUAAAUUUUUAAAUGAAUAAAAUAUCUCAACGGAGUUUUUGAAGUACCGAGAAUGUAUUUCAACACACGUUCACACAUUUACAUUUAAAAAAAUGAAAACAAUACAAUUUUGGGUGCAUGACUGCAUGCAAAUCAUAUACGAAAGAGGUAAAUGAAUUAUAAUAGAAAAAUCCGUACACAGCGCCUGUGCGUUUUUAGAUUAAAAUAAACAAAACAGAAUAAAAGUAAUAAUUGUAAUAGCAAAGAUCGUAAUUUUUCGGCCAUUGGGUAUGUGUAGCUUACUGUCUAUCCUGCUCUGUGUCAUCAAGAUGUUUUUUCGUGUCGUAAUAAUGCUGAGUCGGAAUGAAAAACUUGAAAAAAAAAAUAACAACAAUUCAUUGUCGUUAAUGCCAGGUCGCGCGCGAAUACUGGAUCCAGUCGGUGUGAAAUUCCUCGUUAAGACGAAAAUCCAUAGUCCGUUGUGUAGAAUUAUAUUUUUAUAGUAGUGCAUAAAACUUUUAACGGAAUGGUAUUACACGUGUCGUAAAGCUACUGGAAAAUUGCGCAAGUGCAGGAACAUUCGGGGUAAUUAAAACUCUCGGGACAAUGGACACUUGAUGAUUAUUACAGCAAUUGCAGGGAGUGGGAUGAAAAGGGGAAGAGGAAUUGAUUACAGUGACAACUGGAUAAUUGCCAGGGACUCCUUCAUUCCCAGAAAAAUCUGCCCUCAAUUUUUGCCUCUCCAUAAUUUUGAUGCUGAUUAUGAGAAAAAAAAAAUUGAAAAAUCAGCUCAUCCCACCGUGUCACACCCCCACCCCAAAGCAACCCCAACGGCAUAACGUGACUCUGAACACGGUAUGAACAACGUAAUUUUUUUCCGAAAAGAAAACUCCUCUCACCAUAAAAAAAAGCGUAAAAAUCCAAUUUUCCACUUUAACUGAUUCACUUCCCCUACGGAAGGACUUUCAAAAAAUCUCACCGACACCUGAGAGAAUUACCGAAAAAUGUUCCCCACGAUGUUCUCCAACUAAUUAAGAUGCCCCCGAAAACCCCAGAAGCUCAUUCUGUUCCAUUUCGUCCUUCCCACGGACAUAAAUAUUCACUAAAAAUGUUUAGAGCUCAAUUUUGUCGCUCACUGAUUACCGAACGGACUAAAAAAAUAGCACCGACGGUGCAGUAAUUUUUCCCAGACAGCAACUAACAAUUACGCAACGUUAUUUUUACCGAUUUCAUCCCUUCGCGCCCUCAACCCCCUCGCCCCCGACGAGGUUCCACCCGCGCGUGCCGUAAGAGCACGAAACACCGGGCGCGAGACGAUAUAUUUGUAAACGAAAAAAAAAAAAAUGAUAAAACCCUUUUCGAGGACUUACCGAUCGAUACUGAGGUUUAACAAAAUACUAAUUAACUAUGUUAGAUGUGAUUCAUCACCUCCUUUGUAAUAUGUGUGAUAAAGCAUAAUAUAUAUAUAUUAAUGUAUGUAUAUCAAAAUAUACAUAUGUGUGUAUAUAUAUAUGUACUAAUAUAUAAUUGAUAAUAAUAAUUUAAAUAUUUAUUAUAUCGCUGCAUACCUUAAAGGUUUGCAAUUGAGAUGAAAAAUAAUAAUAAUUAAAAAAAAAACAAAAUAUUAGGUACUAAUUGCACCGUACGAGAAUAAUGAUGAAGAAAUAAGCAAAACAAUGAAACAUUCACCCGAAGCAACAGUAAUCACUAAUUGCAAUUAAACGACAAGUAACUUAUUUAUCAUUUUUUUUAAUUAAAAAAAAAAUGCAUAUUCCACGCGCGCGUUCUUUAAUUCGUCGAAGCAACUUAAAAAAAUAUAAAACUCCCCCUCCCUUCCCACACCCCCCUACCCGCCCCCGUCACAAGAUAAAUAAUAAUGAGGAUGAGAAGGUAAAAAAACAAGUCGAUAAUAACGAGAACGAGGAAAACGUUUUUAUUAAAUAAAUUCAAUUAAAUGAAAUGCAUCUCUCGGACGUUUCGAUUCGUUCGAUAUUUAUAAAUAUUUUAAAUAAAUUGAAAAUAAUAAAAAAAAAUUGUAAUAGCUAAUCGAACUCUCAUCAACAGCCACUCACGGUGGCUGAGAGUCGUAACAAUGGUAGUCAUUUAACGAUAGAUUUGUAUUUUUCAGUGUUGAAAAAGUUUUUUAUACCGCUGUUAUAUUCUUGUCUAAAUGUCUUAGUUCAGGAGUACGAUUGCAAGUGUGUAAAAUUGUGAGUAUGACAAAAGAAAGGGGAAAAAAAUAAAAAAAAAACAUAGGAGAGAUGUGUGAUGCAGAUUUACCGGCAUCGUCGAUAUACGUGUGGAAAAUAGGAUGAAAAAAGGGGGCAAAAAAAAAAAAAUUGUGCAUGAAAGUGAUUGAUAUGAAUUUGUUUUCGAUUAGGAAAUUUAGAAAAAAUAAUAAUCCAGAGACUUGACGCGCGAGUCGUCCAGUUUAAUCGUCGAAAUUCGGGGGAAAAGUAUUUUUUUUUCUGGUCGAUUGAAUAAAUUGAUUCGAAUUUUAGGGGCAACAUACAAUUUAUACUCAUGAAUGGGCGCGAUAAGAGGAAACAUACACAGACACAUUUCGUACAUAUGUAAAGGGCCACUGCUGCUCAUACCUCCUCUUCCCCUCCCCCCCUCCCAUACCCCAUCGCCAAUAAUUAACCUAAUUAAUUUUCUUUAUUAUUUCAACAGCGAAAUAUUUUCAUUCAUUUUUUUUCCUCUCGCUAAAGUGAAUUUUUAUUUUUUUAUAUAGAAUUAUUGAAUUACCAUAAAACAUAAUUGUAGAUUUAAACAAAUCCUUAGUGUCUAUAGUGAAAAACAAACUCCGGAUAUUGUUUUUUUGUUAAUACAUACAUAUAUAUAUUUUUUUUAAAAAAAGGAAAAAAGAUGGAAAAACUGAGAAAAGCCUAUGGAAAAAAUAUAUAUAUUAAUUGCUCGUGCAAUCGGGGAAAUGAAUAAUCUGAUGCCUGAGAGGCACAUCUGUGACCUGUGAAUUCUUUUCUUUUCUUUUUUUCUUUCCAUGAAUUUUGCAAUUUCCUUCGGGGAUGUACAGACACGAGGGCAUCAGCUUCCUGCUGAAUACGGUGAUUAUUCGAUGCUGAGGGACUCGAUUACGUUAAAUAAUCGAUUUGAAAUGUCACCUGAGCGUGGAUAAAACCCAUACGAAUCUAUUUUUUUGUAAUACACGAACGUAAUUAAUCAAUUUUUAAUUAUUAUUUUUCCAUCCUAGAUACAUGAAUCGCUGACGUUAGGUAAACAUUAAUUGUCACUAUGCUUAAAUCGUAGAGAUCUCCAUAUACCAAAGAUACACACGAACAGAACACCCGGACAUGCGGCACUGUUGCACAGAGUGUGAGGGAAGAGAUUUAAAUUGAUUGGAAAAUGUGAAACAGAUUUGUCAGUGCAAUAGAUGAAAUACUUUAUUUACAAUUUUUCUACAGCAGUAGAUUAUACAUUUCGCCCCUUUUCUGCGAAGGCCUCUAUGAGGGUACAAUAUUACUCAUCACUUUUCUGUGAUUGAUGGUGAUUAGUUCAUUGGGAAAUUGUCGAAAUAAAAAUGACAUUUCUUUAAUUUUUUAGUUUAAAAAACUAGAAGAAAAAGAGGCCGGUGUUGAUUGACCAGAAAAAGUCUUCAAAUUUUUUAAAAUAAGAAAUGAAGAGGAAAACUUCGUUUUGAUCUGCUCCUGAUGAAUUAACGAAUUAAUAAACAAGAUACAUCAUUAAAUAAUUGAAACAAAGAAAUCCAAAAUUUCCAAAUAUCGAGGGCUGUCUCUGGCGAUUCGUGGACUGACCGCGCGUGCACUAGGUAUAAAGUGUAAUUGUGCUUAAAAUAAUUCGUUUAAUAAUUGAAAUGAUCGAUGAAAAUUUAAUGACCAAAAUUCGUCGAGAUAAAAUAAUUGGCGAAAUUAUCGUUUUCUUCAUCUAGCUAAUAGGGAUUUAAUUAAAGUUCUGAAGACUUCUUACAAGAAGCAGCUGGGAGUAGUGCAAUGUUUUUUAAUGGAACUGAAAAUUGAGUGAUAAUGAGUGAUGAAAAUUAUCCCGGUGCGUCUAAUUCACCCCCCCAAAACAUCCCAAGCUGGAUCAUCUCUCCCUAGAUCACUAGUCAAACCUGUCCAAUUCGAUUGGAUCACAGUUAAAGGUAGCGAAUACGUUCAAAUACUGAUGGUUGUGGAUGACAAUGAUGUCCGAGAUUUUUUCACUCACCAUUAUCUACUCCAAUUGACACUGUUAAUGAUAGAGAACGAGCCGAGAAAGUAAAAAAAUACCUCGAGGACGAUUAGCACGAUUUCAACCCUCGACGUAUAAACGAAAAUGGAAAAAAAAUUGAUAAAAUGAGGAGAAAAAAUCUGAAUGAAUCGAUUAAACUCGACUAAGCUAAAUUAACCAAUUUUUUCACAUUUAAAGUACUUUUUUAGUCUAAAAUUUAUCAAUCUUACCCCCACGUGUGUUUUCUAGUGAAUGAGAGUUUCGAUUGAUUGUUCUAGGGUAAUUUCAGAGAGCUCAGAGAAAGAGAGAGAGAGGGUUUUAUAUAAUAAUUUUUUUUAAUGUCAGAUGUAACGCCCACGCGUUUAUGGGAUUCCACAACACAAGACACUAAUUUGUGGAAAAUGAGAGAGAGAGAGAGAAAGAGAAAGAAAAACGAAUGUCCGGAAUAAUUCGAUGAUUUUCAGAUAACGCGACGUGCGAUUCCUGGAUUCUCUCGUCAUUGUUUUUGUGUUCCUUUUGUAAUCAUUAGUUAAAGUCAAGUGGGCUGGGAAUGAGUGCAUUAAUCGAGGCGGGUGACUAGGGGUGAAGUAGACAAACAAAUGAUAAAGAAUGUUUAAUAAACGUAAAAUGAGAAAAUUUUUGUAUCUGAAUAAAUGUUAAAUCGAUGAUGAACCAACUGGUGUCACCAUUGAAACCCAAUUCAUCCAAUUAUUCCUAGUGAUAUAAUAGUGUCGUACCGUGAGUAAAUAUGUGAAUGAGAGUGCUGUGGGAAGAAUGUGCUGAGACAUUUUUUGCGAUUACAUAAAUUCGCUGGAUUUUUCUAUCGAUUAAUCGAAGAUGCGUCGUAACCGCUAGCCAAUUUGCUCCUACGAGCUCUUUUGUACUGUUCUUUUUUCUAAAAAAGAUAAUCGAUUAGUGGUUAAUGACAGCAAUUAGUGAAAAAUGGGAAUAAAAUGAUAUAUUAAUUAAAGGUAAUGUGUAAUCUACAUUAACGAAGAAAAUACGCUUAGAAAAUUUCUUUCUUUAUUUACACUCACACUUGACACGCGCGUUACACUUAAACACAUUUCAGAAUUUUCAAUAAUCCCUUUUUCGCGAAUUGUUUAUCUUAAAGGUCCUUUGAACGUAUGAGUAGCUAGAUCGAUAUGACUUUUUUUGGACUCGGUAUUUUUCGAAAAUUUGUAUCGAUCACCGUUAUUGUUGUUUAAAUGUGGUUUGUCUGUCGUCCUUCGGAUAAUUUUCAAUAAUUUUUUUUGCGUAGACGGUUGGACAGGACAGGAUAGGGACGUACAGUCUAGUGAACGGCAGAGGUUCUUCAAUGCAAAUUUGCUGAAUUUUUUUCACGUCAGAUCAAUAAUUUUUCUCGUUUUUUUUUUUCAAUAAUAAUGAAUGGAACAGUGGACGGUUCGCAUGAAUUUUUCCAAUUUUCAGAAUUCCUUUUUUUCGUGUCAAAUGCAUUGGGGACUCGUUUCGUGUUCAUCGCGGGGUGAUCUCAACAUAUGCGGGGGGACAAUGCUUGAAUGCUAGAGAACAAAAUUAGAACAGGAGAGAGACGAUGUCAGUGACAGUGAUAUUCGUUGAUAAAAAAAGGCGUCAAAAAAUUAUGAGAAUAAUAUCGUCUCGAAAUUUAGAGGCAAGUGAGACGAUAAUUUUGAUUAUAACAUUAAAAAAAAAUGAUGAAGUGUGAGCGCGUAUGAGAGCAAAAAAAUUCAAGUACAAGCGAGUAUUGACGAAGGGUGGAAAAUUUUUUACCUUUUUCUAAAUAAAUGAAACUAACAAAAAAAAAUUGAUAAACAAAUUUAAUAUGAAUGAACUGUCGGUCGUGCAUAAAUUAAAUUUUAAAUAAAUUGUUUGUAGUGAAAAUUUUUUAAUAUGUGAGAAAAAAAGGACAAAAAUAAACAAAAAAAUUGAUUUGUUGUAAUAAAAAAAAAGAAGAGGUUUAAAAAAUUGUGAAAAAUUUUCUCGGCUUUUUUUAAUGUCGUCAGCUUUUUUCUAUGAAAAGCCCAUUUUAAGUGGCUUGAAUUUAACACAAAAAAUGAAAAAAAAAAUUGUAAAUUAAAUAUUAAUUGAAUAUGAAUAUCUACGGGGGAUAAAUAUAUAUAAUUGAUCGGUACUGCGUGGCGCAUUGAACCGAUUUAGGUGAAUAUAUUAGGUAAUAUUACUAGCUGAACGUACAGUAUUACCCGUGUACUGGAAUGUCAAGCGUUUGUUUGUAUUUUUAUUUUAUUUUCCCCAUUUUUUAUACCUAAUUACUCCUGUUUUUAUUAUUUCUCUUUUUUCUCCAUUUUUUUACAUAAAUCGUCCUUGUUAUGCAUUAAUGCGUACAUGCACGUGACAUAGAAUUAAAUCUGUUAUAAUUGAACAAGAAAAAUCAAAAUUUCUUUUGUAACAAAAAAUAAUUGAAUUGAAUAAAAAAAUGAUUGAUACUGUAACGACCCGACGAUUUUUUUUUAUGAACAAAUAUCAAUUUUAAACGAGAUCAGGAUAUAGGAGGUUGUUGAUUCGUGGAGCAGAUAUAAUUGAAGGACAGAUACGCGCAACACACGGUGACACAUCAUGGACUACCAGUAAUUGACACUUACACUGAUAUCAGUCUGUAGUGAAGUGGAUUAUUUUCAGCCUUCAAUCCCUUAAAAAAAAAUUACCCAAAAAAUUUUGUCAUCCAGAGAAAAAUUGCCAAAUAAACUGAAAUUCUCAUGUGAUAUGAGCUAAAGUCGUUACGUAAAAGUUCAAGUUCAUUUGGUAAUUUUUAUUGAAUUUUUAUUGAACUUUUCUUUACGUGCAGGAAUAAAUUUUCAGGUCAAGGACUUUAUUCUUAAUCACUGCAGAUUCUACGAUAUCAUCAGUAAAUUCCGGUCACGUCGUGACCAUUUAUAAUUAAUUUUUAGGGUAAUUGUUAUGAAUUGAAGAUAAUUUGUGGAACUUAACGAGAUUAAUUACAACAUUUUUUAGUUGUUUUUAAUAUUCAUUGGUUAUAAUUCAAUAAGUACAAUUCACUUGUGAAAUUCGCCACUUCACUACCGAAAGGGGAGGAAUGGUACACCCCACACAACUUCGAUAAUCGAUAACUCUAACAAAUCACAUUAGGAAUUCUCGUGUUGAGUAUAUGUACAAUCGAGAAUGUUCAGUGUGUUUUUCGAUAAUUAAAUUUGCUUGUUUUUUGCCACCUCUCACGUACUAAAUAUUCAAAGCGUUUUAAAUAAAAGAAUUAUCCUAUUGUAUAACAAUAUUGCUGGUAUAGUAAAAUUCAAAAAUAAGGAAAAUACUUGGAAAAAUAUUUACGAGUCGGGCUGUGUCCACAUAAGCUAUUCACGAGUUAUGCAAUUUUUCCGAAGCGUUCUCUUUAUUGAACUCUUCCUAAUUUUUAUCGAACCUUUGUUCUCACUCGAGAAUUGCGGAAUUUUCACGUAAUUUCUGUUAAAAUAUUUCUCUCCGUGAAUAAAAAAUUGUAGGACUGAUGUGCGAGCAGUCACGACGAGCAAAUUUUUUGUCAAUGUCCUGGUCGUGGCAAAAACGAUGAAUUUUGCUCGUGAAUCAGUUCCCUUCGUUUAUCGAUUGUGAGCAAAGGGGAUUUAAAACCAAUAAUUAUUUAUUCUACAGAGCCACCGCACCACCCCAAUCGAUAUUUGCUAAGGCCCUUGGACCCUGUGACAGUCCUAUUCAGUAGUCAAAUAAUUAAUAAUCGUAGAUUGAUUAAUGAAGGAAAAAAUAAUAUAGAUAGAAUUUAUUUUUUGGUCGCAUAAUAUUGUUAUCGAGGAAUAAAUUAGCGAAUGAUAUUUGAAAAACGUGUGCGUGUGUGUGCGUGGGUUGUAUCUGUGGGAGUGAGAGAACACGAAUUAUUUGGGAUGGAGAACUCGACGAAAAAGGGAAGCAAAUGGUGAACACAAAAUUUAUGAUCAGGAACAGGUGCAGUUUUAGAAAAUGACUUUUUAAAUUUCAGGUGAUUAGUCACGCGAUUUCUAAUGACGGAGGAAUUAUGAAUUUUCUGAAUUUCCGAUUUAGAAAUAUUUGUUUCGAUUAAUAUUUUUAGAGAUAUUUUCCAGAUCGAUAAACUUCUAAUGAUGAGAAGGUGUUGGCCUUCGCGAUCGUGAAAAUUUAAUGAACAUUUCCAUUUCUAAUUGGGAUCGAACGCUCGAGAUUAGGUGACAGAAAAGGAUCGAUUCUCAUUCGAUUUCAGGUGAUGGGAUCGAUGAUUUCAGAGGUUUGCGAAGAAUAGGACUACAACCGUAAUUGUUUAAAUAAUUCCAUCAAUUUAGAAUUAAUGAUUUCAGAGGGAUCGAAUGAAUUUUAAUCAAUAAAAGAAAUCAAUAAAAGAAAAUUAUGUUACUCUUUUGUAAACCAAUCGAAGGUCAAAAUCUCUUGCCUCCGCUAACUGCAGUGAAUUCCUGAAUUCCCCUCGCCAAUCGCCCCAAAAAUUCCCCUCCCCCCUGACAAAAACACUGAGAAAAAAAAAAUUUUUUCCAAAUAUCCAUUUACUUGAGGAAAAUAUUUAUUUACUCAAUCCUCCAUUUCUAAUUCGAGUACCCCAACAAUUAUGUUAUAUCUCGCUCCGCAAUUACGUACGUAAUUUUUAAUGAAUAUUUUUCUUCGUGCAAUGAGAGAGUCCUUCGGGUAAAAUAAAAAAUUCCCAAAAUCGCGGAGGGAAAAUGAAAAAAAAAUAUCGCGAUGAUUUGGUAGAGUGCGGUGGCUGUAUUGUGGCAUUAAUAAAAUUAAGAAUAAUCUGUAAUGAGGUAACUGGUGAUUUUGAUUAAAUCUGAGUGUCUGACACGCGAGUCUCUGUGUUCGUUUACAAUAAAAAUGAGAAAAAAAAAAUUAAAUGUCAAUCCGUAAACCCCAUUGGAUGUUUUACUGUACUUUGAACGAAUUUCAGGCUGUGAAAUCACCGUUUAUUCGGUUAAAAAUGGCAACCAGAUGUGUUAGAUUGGUAAAUGGACACGAGAAUACAUUCAAUGCCUCAUUCGGAUAACAGUAAAAUCCACCUACGUGUAACGCGAUUUAGCAUGCGAGUCAAUGAUUAAUUCAAUGAUUAAUUAAUUAAUUAAUUGAUCAACGGGAUUGGAUUUAAGUAAUAGGAGAAUCGAUAGCAUGUAAUAACGGAGAAAUUGAUGCCGCGUGGUAAUUUAUAAAGGUAAAGAGUGUGUCAUUGCGAGAAUAAACAAACACUCAAUACGUCUCGUUAAAUUCAAAUGAAUAUAUAAAUAAAUAAAUAAAUACAGUAGAAUUGUACUUUCGUGCUCGUUUUUUCAAUCACUAUUAUAAUUACCUAAAAGUAAUUUGUACUAUGUAACUAUUACUAUUUUUAUGAAUUUUUGUACAUUUUUCUAAUUAUUUUGUAUAAUAACCCUUAGCGGAAAGAGUGGAUUAUAACAAAAUGUGAAAAAAAAAAUACUAAAAAAAGUUUAAAACCAUUUUAAACAAGUCUGGCACCUCCUGUAAGUGUUCAAGCGGAUGUCGAUGAUGGGGAUUUUUGGAGAUAUAUAGCGAAAUAAUUAUUUAAUAAAUCUUCAGUGAGAAUUUAUGAUGAAUAUGUUCAGUGUGUGAGAGGAUUUUUUUUUUCAGAAUGGGAGAGAACUUUUGGAUUGUCAUUUCGUUGAGAAAAUCAUGAGCUGUGAGAGGAUUCCACGAGUAUCGAUGAUGUCCAAUGUCUGUCUGUAAUUUGCCCCUCUGUCUGGAAAAAUAUCGUCGCCCGCUAGUCCUUUGUCUGCCUGUGCUGUAUUUUUAAAAAAAUCAAGCAAGAAAUCAAGCUCUGAAGGGAGAUUAUUUCUCAACGUAUUUAAAGUGAGAGAAAAAUUCAAUAGUUUAUACUAUGUAGAAAUAAUUUUUCGCCUAUAAAAGAUUUUUAUGUUUUGUAUUUAAACUAAUGGAGAAUUCGCAGAAGAGAAACAGUGACGAUGGCAAAUAAUAAAUUACCAAUUAUCAGUGACACUGAGUGACAUUUUGCCGAGGUAAAUUGGGCGAAAAUUUUUGAUUGGAUGCGCGAUGCGGAGAUAUCGACUGGAUUGAGUCAGACUAUUGUUGCGAUGUACGCGCAGUGUGUGUACGUGUGUGUGGAUGUGUGGAUGUGAGAAGAAAAAAAAAACCUCCUUCGUAAUCGAGACGUGUUUGUUAUAAUUAUAAGAGUCACUUUUUUUCCUUUUUCUUGAAAAAUGAAAAUGCUAUAAAAAUAGAUCAAUUCUUUCAUGGAA
This is a messenger RNA of Diachasmimorpha longicaudata, 18154 nucleotides long. RefSeq names its product orb2 (gene Orb2). Bases 2420 to 4564 code for a protein of 714 amino acids. Gene Ontology annotation, cellular component: cytoplasm; neuron projection; synapse. Gene Ontology annotation, biological process: negative regulation of cytoplasmic translation. Gene Ontology annotation, molecular function: translation factor activity, RNA binding; ribosome binding; mRNA 3'-UTR binding. The record is from RefSeq and is a predicted model, not a curated record. The transcript is spliced from 8 exons. NCBI's taxonomy places the organism in Eukaryota, Metazoa, Arthropoda, Insecta, Hymenoptera, Braconidae.